AUGGCGACGGGUGCCAUUUCCACCGAGUCCAAGAAAAUAUCAGAAUUAAGAGUUGUUGAUCUUAAAUCCGAGCUGAAAAGAAGGAAUUUGGACACUACUGGUAUAAAGAGUGUUCUUCUUGCAAGACUGAGACAGGCUCUUGAAGAUGAAGAUUGUGACACCGAGAAUAUUGAGAUCCCGCUUACAGCUGACACAUCAACUCGUAAAGAUGGGAAAGUUAAAGGGAAAAGGGUGGAUUCUGAUGCAGACACCGCAGGGGAGGAAGAUGUGUUAUCAAAGGAAACUGAAGAGUACGAAUCAUCAGAAAAAGAUGUAACUGAUACAGAUGAUGGUACUCGUGAAAAUUCUAAGCCUGAACCCCGUGAGGACAGCCUCGCUCCGCCAGAGGCUGAUCCCGAGUCAGAGGAGGCGGUGGCGGCUGAUUCAGAGCCUGAGCCAGAGGUGGACGCAGAUGCUGAGCCAGAGGUGGACGCAGAUGCUGAGCCAGAGGUGGACGCAGAUGCCGAGCCAGAGGUAGAUGCAGAUGAUGAGCCAGAGGUGGAUGCAGAUGAUGAGCCAGAGGUGGAUGCAGAUGAUGAGGACGCCGACCCAGACAUGGAUGAGGAGGCUGAGCCAGAGUUGGACACCGAGCCAGAGGUGGAGACGGAACCAGAGGUAGAGCCCGAGCCGGCUCAGAUGAAUGCUGUAGCCAAGAAUUCCUCUAAAGAAGCUGAGGACGAUCACAUGUCCGUCCCAAACCCAAAUGAUGAUGCCAUCACCCUAGAUGUCGAUGGUGAUGAUCUCCUGGAAACAGGUAAACCUAUGAAACUUCCAGAUCCAGAGGCCGAGACGGGCAAUGAUGAGCCAGAGGCCUCUGCUGAGACGGGCCCAGACGAUGACAUGAAGGCGGAAGAGAGCGAUGACCACAAAGAUGGUAAGAAAGAUGAUGGAUCCAGGGGUGAGCCCACGAAGAAAGACAGCAGAGAGGCCCAGAAGAAAGCCGAGACGGGAGACAAAGAAAAGGAUUCUGGGAAGAAAGGCCCCUCCACUACUGGGGCAUCAGGUCAAGCAAAGAGCUCUUCAAGAGACAGAGAUGGAAAAGAUGAAAAGGGAGUCGACAGCAGCUCUUCUCGCAACCUAUGGGUGAGCGGCCUGUCGUCAAACACCAAAGCAGCUGAUCUUAAGAACCUGUUUGGCAAAUAUGGGAAGGUUUUAAGUGCUAAGGUGGUGACAAACGCUCGCAGUCCCGGUUCAAAGUGUUAUGGCUUGGUGACAAUGUCCUCCAGCACAGAGGUGACCCGGUGCGUCUCCCACCUCGACUCCACAGAGCUCCAUGGACAGCAGAUAUAUGUUGAAAGGUCCAAAAAUGAUCCAUUCAAAAAAGAAGGCUCAAAGAAGGAAGCAGAGGACAAAGCAUGUUCCAGCAAGUCCAGUGAGAAGCGCAGUUCCACAGGCACCAAACUGACGAACAAAGUACAGCCUCCUUACAAAAAAGAAGACAAGAAAUUGGAUAAACAACCUGAAAAGGACAAAGAUUUAUCAAAGAAAAUGGAUGCCAGAAGUGGAAAAUCUGACUCCGUUUCAUCCAACUCGGGGCAAGAUUCUUUCAAGAAAGAUGACCGAAAGCAUGGGCGGGCAAAAAGCCCAGGCAAGAUGCCAUUCGUACAUCAUCCCAAUAGAGAUUCUAACUUUGGCAGAAUGAGACCUUUCAGAAGGGGAAGGUAUUUUGAAAGGCCCUUUGUCAAUAUGAAUGUUCAAAGGCGACCAAAAUGGUUGAUUCCUCCAGAAGAGCUGGAGAUGAUUAGAGACAAACCGCGUCCCUUUUUUAACAAGGGGGAAGAAAAAGACAUCCUGCCUUUUGAGAAGAUGAAGGAGCAGAGGAUGCGUGAACGGGGAGUUCGUGUGGAGCGAGCCCGCAGAGCCGUGGAGUUGCGCAGGCGGCGGGAAAUUGCUGAACAAGAACGCAGGGAGCGUGAGCGUGUCCGUCUGUUGCGGGAGCGCGAAGAACGAGAGAACCUGCUCCGGGAGCGCCAGAGACUAGAAUUGGAGAGACAAAAACUGGAAAGGGAGCGCUUGGAGAGGGAGAGGCUGGAGAGAGAGAGAAUCCGCAUUGAGCAGGAACGACGUAAAGAGGCAGAGCGCAUGGCACGUGAACGUGAGGAGCUGAGGAGGCAGCAGGAGCAUCUCCGUUAUGAGCAAGAAAAGAGGAACAACCUCAAGAGGGGCCGCGAGGUGGAACACGGCCGGAGAGACGAUUCGUAUUGGAAUGGCAACAAGAAAAUGCAGUCCGAGUCCGAUGUCCGUUUAAACCAGGGCUCAAACUACAACCGGCAGCAGAACCGCUUCUCCAACUUCACUCCGAGAGAGAGGGGGCGCUUUCCAGAGGCCGCUGCUGAGCCGUCCAACACCUAUGACAGACGUAACCGGUUUGAAGGGGAGCCAGAACCAAAGAAGAGUCGCCCUGCUCCCCACAGAGAGAGCUCAGGCUUUGAGCGCUACCCCAAGAGCUUUGAAACAGUCCGCAGAACCGAGCCCCCUCCUCCUCCACGCAAUGAGCUCCGUGACACCGACCGGCGGGAAGAGAGGCGACCUGUUCCCAUGCGGGAGGAGAGGAGACCUGUGCCCAUGAGGGAAGAGAGGCGACCUGUUCCCAUGCGGGAGGAGAGGAGACCUGUGCCCAUGCACGACCGCCCGAUGGGAGCCAGGGCUGCGAUACCUGGCAUGUCGCACAACCGAUCACCCCGGGAUGGAGGGCAUGGGUGGAAGAGUGAUGGUGGCAUUAACUCCAAUAAGGGAGAUAUACGUAAUGCUGGGUUGAACAGAGGACCGAUGCGUAUGCGCCCAGAGCGACCAGGCAGAGAGGGUCCAGGCCCCGUCCUCAGAGGAGGCUCCACAGCCAGCCGGGGGAGGAGCAGCUUCAGUGACCGGGAUGGAGGCAGACCAAUGGGGAUGAGCGAACAGCCGUUUAGCUCCGGGCGGCAGGUCGUGGUGGAGCGUCACAGCAGGGAUCAGGGGCUGAGAAAGGAGUGGCACGGCGGCUCCAGCUCACAGGGCGGAGGCUACGCUGAUACUCGCAGAAUGGGAGACAGCCGUGGCAGCUUAAUGUCCCCUACCAGUCACUCUUCUUCCGGAAUGAACCGGAUUGUACAGAUCACGAACAACUCCAUUCCCAGUGGUGGCAACGUGGGCGGCUUCAAACCCUUCAAAGGAACGCAGCGGCAGUUCUAACGGCAACCAAAUUCUACCAUUUUAAAGCACCUGAAAAUCUGAAGACUUUUCUGAACUUUUUUUUUUUUUUUUUUUUAGAAUAUCAACUGAUUUAGGUGGCACAUUUAUAGCCUCGAGGUUGAUAACACUAUUUGAUUUUGUAUAGACAAGUGUUUACCUCAGUCAAAGGUUCUGCAGUUACUGUUUAACACCCCUGUGCAUAUGUUUUACUCUUUACUUACAUUUAGGAAGAUAUUGUACAGCCCUAUGUCUUUGUAAGUUUUCACGUGAUGUUACCAACUUCUCUGAGUGUUGUAUGUAUAUUUUCAUUUGCCUAGUGUUACACUCGGUUCUCUUGUGUAAUACCUCAUAUGUGAGUGUAAAAUAGAGCUCAUGAAGUAUCAGGGAGCACUCCUUUGGAUGUUUCUCUCUGAGGAAAGUUAUUUUUAGUUUUUUGAAAAGUCAUCCCUGGUGAAGACGUUUUGUAAAGAGUAGUUGGAUUAAACAAAACAAUGUCAACUGUACACUGGCCUACAUUGUAGCAAAACACCUCCCAUAGGUCAUGUGUUGAAUAACAUGCAUAUAUAACGUAUGUGUGUCUCAAAUAAACUGCGGGGCUUUCAAUGUGUGCCAGAUUCCCUGAAAGUACUAUAA
This is a messenger RNA of Trematomus bernacchii (emerald rockcod), 3840 nucleotides long. RefSeq names its product SAFB-like, transcription modulator (gene sltm). The record is from RefSeq and is a predicted model, not a curated record. Gene Ontology annotation, cellular component: nucleus. Gene Ontology annotation, biological process: regulation of mRNA processing; regulation of transcription by RNA polymerase II. Gene Ontology annotation, molecular function: sequence-specific DNA binding; RNA binding. Lineage: Eukaryota; Metazoa; Chordata; Actinopteri; Perciformes; Nototheniidae. The coding region runs from base 1 to 3207 and encodes 1068 amino acids. The transcript has 20 exons.